This is a messenger RNA of Phycodurus eques (leafy seadragon), 11040 nucleotides long. RefSeq names its product teneurin transmembrane protein 4 (gene tenm4). Gene Ontology annotation, biological process: signal transduction; neuron development; heterophilic cell-cell adhesion. Gene Ontology annotation, cellular component: membrane; neuron projection. The record is from RefSeq and is a predicted model, not a curated record. Gene Ontology annotation, molecular function: cell adhesion molecule binding; protein homodimerization activity; protein heterodimerization activity. Lineage: Eukaryota; Metazoa; Chordata; Actinopteri; Syngnathiformes; Syngnathidae.
AGUGUGGGAGCACGCAGCAGCAGCAGCAGCAGCAGCAGCAGCCUGUCACUCACUCCACUGCCCGCCUGCACAUCUUCUGCCUCGGCACCGUGACACCUCGUUUUUUUCUUGCCUCCGGUGCCACGGAACGUUCGCGACGUGGGCGUGUUGACGUGCGCGUGCACGAGCAGCACCUCUAUUAUUAUUUUUCUUUUCUUUAUUAUUUGGAGCGGCGCGCACGGAAGGAAGGAAGGAAGGAAGGAAGGAGGGAAGGAAGGAAGGAAGGAAGGAAAGGGAACAGGACGAAUUUUUCUCCCUCUUUUCUUUUCACGCAGCAUCGUGCGUGUCGCGCACUGUGGAAAUAAGGAGUGGGGGCGCAUCCACGAGUGGGGGCUCGUCAAGUGAAGUGUGGACCCGGACGGGACCUGCUGCAUUGUCUCUCCAAGCAUGAACCUCUGAGACUAAAUCGUCCUCGUUGACUCACGUUUGUUGAUAAAAACCAAGCGGGGAGGAGGCCGGCGCCACCGCCAUGGAAGUGAAGGAACGCCGACCGUACCGCUCGCUGACCACGGCCCGGCAGGAACCCCCCGAGCGGCGCUACACCAGCUCCUCGGCCGACAGCGACGACGGCAAAACCCAGCCCAGGUCGUACAGCUCCACCGAGACCCUCAAGGCCUUCGACCACGACGCCCGCAUGGCGUACGGCAGUCGCGUCAAGGAGCUGGUACACCACGAGGUGGACGAGUUCGGCCGGCAAGGUGCCGACUUCUCCCUGCGAGACCUUGGCUUCGGGGACGCCCUCCCGUCCGCCCACCACAUGGCGACCUACCGGGGCGAGCUAGGCAUGCCGCACCGCGAAUACUCUGUUAGCGUGGGCUCGGACGCCGACACGGAGACGGACGGCGUUGUAUCUCCAGAGCACGCCAUCCGGCUGUGGGGUCGCGGCGGAGGCGGCGGCAAUCCCAAAUCGGGCCGAAGCUCGUGCCUCUCCAGCAGGGCAAACUCAAAUCUGACGCUGACUGACACGGAACAUGAAAACACAGAGAACGGUCCUACGCUGCUUUGUUCCUCCGCCUCCUCCUCCCCUGUCGAGCAGCUCCCGUACCCUCCCCCUUGCAUUGCGGCCAAUCAGAGCCAGGGGGGGUUGCUAGGUAACAGUGCAGCUCAGCCAGCCCGGGACUCUGACUCGGAGGAUGAGUCUGGCCCCGAUUCAUUCUUAGUUAAAGCUGGCUCGGGGAACCUGUACGCUGCAGCUGCUGACGAUGCCGUCUUUCAGAACCACCCUCGGCUGCGUACGCCCCCGCUGCCGCUCCCCCACUCCCACUCGCCCAACCACCUUCAGCACCAUGCGGCCUCCAUCAACUCCUUGAACCGGGGCAACUACACGCCACGGAGCAACCCCAGCCCCGCGCCCACCGACGGCCGGCUCUCCGCGCCCCCCGACGGCCCUGCAGCCGGCGGUGCCCCGGAUGCGGGCGGCGCCCCGGACAACUGGCUACUCAACAGCAACAUCCCGCUUGAGACCAGGAGCCAGAACGCUCUAAUGUUUAUUAGAGAGGAGCAAGACGCAUGCAGAGAAGGGCAGGGCUCGUACAAAACCAGAAACAUAGCAAAGCAGGCAUUCCUUGAGACUUUACAGGACAACCUCAUUGAGAUGGACAUACUGGCGUCCGCUCGCCGCGAUGCCGCAUACAACGACGGGCACUUCCUGUUCAAGCCAGGCGGAACCUCGCCCAUGUAUUGCACCACGUCGCCGGGGUACCCGCUGACCUCCAGCACGGUGUACUCGCCGCCCCCGCGACCCCUGCCACGCAGCACCUUUUCCCGGCCCGCCUUCAGUCUGAAGAAGCCCUACAAGCACUGCAACUGGAAAUGCGCCGCCCUCACCGCCAUCCUGGUCUCCAUCACGCUGCUCUUCCUGCUGGCCUACUUCAUCGCCAUGCACCUUUUCGGACUAAACUGGCACCUGAAGCCCACGCAGAGACAGAUGUACCGCGUGACCGACGACAAUACAAGUGGCCUACCUUUCCCUACCGACCUGAGCUUGAGGCCGCUGGGCAACACGGGCUUGGAGGUACCCGAUCGCAGGGGCAAAGACGACGGCAAAUUGGACAGCUUGUUCCCCGACGACAGCUACAUCGACAUGGGCGAGAUCGAUGUGGGCCGCAAGGUCGCCCAGCUUAUCCCGCCUGGCGUCUUUUGGCGGUCCCAGAUCUUUGUGGACCACCCCAUGUACCUGAAGUUCAACGUGUCGCUCAGCAAAGAUGCCUUAGUGGGGAUCUAUGGCAGGAGGGGCCUCCCCCCGUCUCACACACAGUUUGACUUUGUGGAGCUGCUAGAUGGCCGGCGACUCCUGGUCCGUGGCCCCUCCGGCCUAGAGGUGCCCGCUGCCCUGCAACGGAGCCUGGCGCCCAUCGCCACGCACGACACGGGCUUCAUCCAGUACAUGGAGUCCGGCAUCUGGCACCUGGCUGUCUACAACGACGGGAAAGACAUGGAAACCGUUUCUUUUCUUACCACUGCCAUAGAUUCUGUCAACGAGUGCCCCAGCAGCUGCUUCGGAAACGGCGACUGCGUGGCCGGAGCGUGCCACUGCUUCUUGGGAUUCAAAGGCCCCGACUGUGGCCGAGCCGCCUGUCCGGUGCUGUGCAGCGGCAACGGUCAAUACCUGAAAGGUCGCUGCAUGUGCCACAGUGGCUGGAAGGGCUCCGAGUGCGACGUCCCGACCAACCAGUGCGUAGACAUCACGUGCAGUAACCACGGAACCUGCAUCGUGGGCACCUGCAUCUGCAACCCGGGCUACAAGGGGGAGAACUGCGAGGAAGUGGACUGCCUGGACCCGACCUGCUCAGGCCGAGGGGUGUGCGUCCAGGGCGAGUGCCACUGCUUCGUUGGUUGGGGCGGGCAGGGCUGCGAGAGCCCCAGGGCCUCCUGCAUGGACCAGUGCUCCGGGCACGGCAGCUUCCUGGCCGACGCGGGGACGUGCAGCUGCGACGCUAACUGGACGGGCCACGACUGCUCCGCAGAGAUUUGUGCAGCCGACUGCGGUGGCCACGGGGUUUGCGCGUUGGGCACCUGUCGCUGCGACGACGGCUGGAUGGGCGCCGGAUGCGACCAUAGGGCGUGUCACCCGCGUUGCAAUGAACACGGCACCUGCAAGGACGGCAAGUGCGAAUGCAGUCCCGGCUGGAACGGAGAGCACUGCACUAUCGAGGGCUGUCCCGGUUUGUGCAAUGGCAACGGCAGGUGCACCCUGGGUAACGGCGGCUGGUACUGCGUAUGUCAGCUGGGGUGGAGGGGCAGCGGCUGCGACACCUCCAUGGAGACGGCCUGCGGCGACGUCAAGGACAACGACGGAGAUGGUCUGGUGGACUGCAUGGAUCCAGACUGCUGCCUCCAGGCGAAUUGUCACAGCACAUCGCUGUGCGUGGGUUCGCCGGACCCGCUGGACAUCAUCCAGGAGACCCAAGUGUCGUCGGGGAACCAGGGCAAGCUGCAGAGCUUCUACGAGCGCGUGCGCUUCCUGGUGGGCCGGGAGAGCACCCACGUGGUGCGCGGCGCCAGUCCCUUCGUCGCCAAGCACGUGUGCGUCAUCCGCGGACAAGUGGUGACCUCGGACGGAACGCCGCUGGUGGGCGUCAACAUCAGCUUCAUCAACAAGCCAUCGUUCGGAUACACUGUCACCAGGCAGGAUGGGAGUUUCGACUUGGUGACCGACGGGGGCAUCGCGGUGGCCCUGCGCUUCGAACGCGCUCCGUUCAUCACGCAGGAGCACACCCUGUGGCUGCCGUGGGGCCGCUUCUUCGUCAUGGACACGGUGGUCAUGCGCCACGAGGAGAACGACAUCCCCAGCUGCGACCUCAGCAGCUUCGCGCGGCCCAGCCCAGUGGUGUCGCCUGCGCCGCUCACCGCCUUCGCCGGCUCCUGCGCCGAGAGGGGGACAGUGGUGCCCGAAAUCCAGACGCUUCAGGAGGAAAUUCUCAUACCGGGUACCGACAUGAAGCUCGGCUACCUGAGCAGCAGGACAGCGGGUUACAAGUCCAUACUGAGGGUGACCCUGACUCACGUCGCCAUCCCGUUCAACCUGAUGAAGGUGCAUCUCAUGGUGGCGGUGGAAGGCCGGCUGUUCAGGAAGUGGUUCCCCGCAGGGCCAAACCUCCUGUACGACUUCGUGUGGGACAAGACGGACGUCUACAGCCAGAAGGUCUACGGCCUGUCCGAAGCAUUUGUGUCUGUGGGCUUCGAGUAUGAAUCAUGUCCGGACCUGAUCUUGUGGGAGAAGAGGACGGCUGUUCUUCAGGGAUACGAGAGCUCGGCCUCCAAGCUGGGCGGGUGGACCGUAGACAAGCACCACGCUUUGAAUAUACAGAGCGGCAUUCUCCACAUGGGCAACGGGGAGAACAUCUUCAUCUCUCAGCAGCCGCCCGUCAUCGGUAGCGUGAUGGGCAACGGUCGCCGCCGCAGCAUCUCCUGCCCCAGCUGCAACGGCAUGGCCGACGGCAACAAGCUGCUGGCCCCCGUGGCUCUGGCGUGCGGCUCCGACGGGAGCCUCUACGUGGGUGACUUCAACUACGUGCGGCGGAUCUACGCCACGGGGAACGUCACCAGCGUCCUGGAGCUCAGAAAUAAAGACUUCCGGCAUAGCAACAGCCCGGCCCACAAGUACUACCUGGCCAGCAGCCCCGUGAACGGCGCCGUGUACCUGUCGGACACCAGCAGCCGCAAGGUGUUCAAGGUCAAGUCGCUGAACGCGCCCAAGGAAGUGGCCAAGAAUCUGGAGCUGGUGGCGGGCACCGGAGACCAGUGCCUACCUUACGACGACGCACGCUGCGGCGACGGAGGCAAGGCAGUGGAGGCCACGCUCACCAACCCCAGAGGCGUCGCGGUGGAUAAGUAUGGCAUAAUCUUCUUUGUGGACGGCACCAUGAUUCGCCGAGUGGACCAGAACGGCAUCAUCUCCACCCUCCUGGGCUUCAACGACCUCACCUCCGCCCGACCCCUCAGCUGCGACUCCGUCAUGGAUAUCUCUCAGGUACGUUUGGAGUGGCCCACAGACCUUGCUGUGAGCCCCUUGGACAACUCGCUGUACGUCCUGGACAACAACGUGGUGCUCCAGAUCUCCGAGAACCACCAAGUACGCAUCGUGGCGGGCAGGCCCAUGCACUGCCAAGUUCCCGGCAUCGAUCACUUCCUUAUGAGCAAGGUGGCCAUCCACGCCACCCUGGAGUCGGCCAACACGCUGGCCGUGUCCCACACCGGCGUGCUGUACAUAGCCGAAUCGGACGAAAAGAAGAUCAACAGGGUGCGGCAGGUGUCUACCAACGGUGAGAUCUCCCUGGUGGCGGGGGCGUCGAGCGGCUGUGACUGCAAGAACGACGCCAACUGCGAUUGUUACUCGGGCGACGAGGGCUACGCCAAGGACGCCAAACUGAACGCACCCUCCUCCUUGGCGGUGUGCCCUGACGGAGAGCUUUACAUCGCCGACCUGGGCAACAUCCGCAUCCGCUACGUGCGCAAGAACAAGCCCUACCUGAGCCCCCUCAACAUGUACGAGGUGUCGUCGCCCAUCAACGACGAGCUCUACCUCUUUGACGCCAACGGCAGCCACGUGUUUACCCAGAGCCUGACCACUGGCGACCACCUGUACAACCUAACCUAUAGGGGGGCUGGCGAGCUCAGCGCCAUCACGGACAAGAACAAGAACGUGGUGACCAUCAGACGCGACACCACCGGGAUGCCACUGUGGAUCAUGGCGCCUGACGGGCAGACUUUUUGGUUCACCAUGGGCACCAACAACGCCCUGAAAAGUGUUGCGGCGCAGGGACAGGUGCUCGCCGUCAUGACGUACCACGGGAGCUCCGGACUACUCGCGACCAAGACCAACGAGAAUGGGUGGAGCACCUUCUUUGAGUACGACAGUUUCGGCCGUCUGACCAACGUCACUCACCCGACGGGCCGCGUGAGCAGCUACCGCGCCGACGACGACUGCGCCAUCCGCGUCCAGGCGGAAGCCGCCGCCAAGGAGGACGUGACGGUCACCACCAACCUGUCGGCCUCGGGCACCUUCUACACACUCAUGCAGGAUCAAGUGACCAACAGCUAUUUCAUCGGCCUGGACGGCUCCUUGCGGCUGGCCUUGGCCAACGGCAUGGAGGUGUCGCUGCACACGGAACCCCACCUGCUCGCCGGCACGGUCCACCCCACCGUCAGCAAGCGGAACAUCACGCUGGCUUUGGACAACGGCCUCAACCUGGUGGAGUGGAGGCAGAGGAAGGAGCAGGCUCGCGGCCAGGUCACCGUCUAUGGACGCAGGCUACGGGUUCACAACAGGAACUUGUUGUCCCUGGACUUUGAUCGAAUUACCAGGACCGAAAAGGUCUACGACGACCACAGAAAAUUUACGCUGCGGAUCCACUACGACCACGCCGGGCGGCCGACUCUCUGGGCCCCGAGCAGCCGCCUGAAUGGGGUCAACGUAACCUACUCGGCCGGGGGUUACGUGGCUGGCAUCCAGAGAGGCACUAUGUCGGUACGAAUGGAGUACGACCACAAAGGCAAAAUCACCUCCAAGAUAUUUGCGGAUGGUAAAUCGUGGAGCUACACGUACCUGGAGAAGUCCAUGGUGUUGCUGCUCUACAGCCAGAGACAGUACAUCUUUGAAUUCGACAAGAAUGACAGACUCUCGUCAGUGACCAUGCCCAACGUGGCGCGUCAGACCCUGGAGACGGCGCUCUCGGUCGGCUACUACAGAAACACAUACCGGCCUCCCGAGGGUAACGCCUCAGUACUGCAGGAUUACAGCGAGGAGGGCCGGCUAUUGCAGACCACCUACCUGGGCACAGGCCGACGCAUCAUCUACAAGUACGGCAAGCUGUCCAAACUGCUCGAGAUUCUGUACGACACCACCCGCAUCGGCUUCUCCUACGACGAGGUGGCCGGCAUGCUCAAGACCGUCAACCUGCAAAGCGAGGGCUUUACCUGCACCAUCCGCUACCGCCAGAUCGGUCCGCUGAUUGACCGGCAGAUUUUUCGAUUCAGCGAAGAGGGCAUGGUCAACGCCAGAUUUGACUACGUCUACGAUAACAGCUUCCGUGUCACUAGCAUGCAGGCAGUCAUCAACGAGACGCCGCUGCCCAUCGACCUGUACCGCUACGACGACGUGUCAGGCAAGGCAGAGCAGUUUGGAAAGUUUGGCGUCAUCUACUAUGACAUUAAUCAGAUCAUCACCACGGCGGUCAUGACGCACACCAAACACUUUGACGCGUACGGUCGCGUGAAAGAGGUGCAGUACGAAAUCUUCCGCUCCCUUAUGUACUGGAUGAUGGUGCAGUACGACAACAUGGGCCGCGUGGUUGCCAAGGAGCUGAAAGUGGGCCCCUACGCCAACACCACGCGCUACACGUACGAGUACGACUCAGACGGCCAGCUCCAGGUGGUCUCCAUCAACGACAAGCCCUUGUGGCGCUACAGCUACGACCUCAAUGGCAACCUGCACCUCCUCAGCCCCGGCAACAGUGCUCGCUUAACGCCAUUACGCUAUGAUAUCCGGGACCGCAUAACUCGCUUGGGGGAUGUCCAGUACAGGAUGGACGAGGACGGCUUCCUCCGGCAGCGAGGCAACGACUACUUCGACUAUAACUCGGCCGGGCUUUUGGUAAAGGUGUACAACAAAGCGAGUGGGUGGAAUAUCCGCUACCGCUAUGACGGCCUGGGCCGGAGGGUGUCCAGCCGGAGCAGCGUGGGCCACCACCUGCAGUUUUUCUAUGCAGAUCUAUCCAGCCCCACCCGGGUCACCCACAUGUACAACCACACGAGCUCCGAAAUCACGUCGCUGUACUACGACCUGCAGGGACACCUGUUCGCCAUGGAACUGAGCAGCGGCGACGAGUUUUACGUGGCCUGCGACAACAUCGGCACGCCUCUGGCCGUGUUCAGCGGCUCAGGGCACAUGAUCAAGCAAGUGCUCCACACGGCAUUCGGCGAGAUCUACCUGGACACCAACCCCGGCUUCCAGGUCAUCAUCGGCUAUCAGGGCGGCCUGUACGAGCCCCUCAGCAGGCUGGUGCACAUGGGCCGCAGGGACUACGACGUCCUCGCCGGGCGCUGGAGCACGCCCGACCACGACGUCUGGAAACGUCUCAACAGCGGCCACAUUGUCCCCUUCAACUUGUACAUGUUCAAAAACAACAACCCACUCAGCAACAAUGAGGAGAUCAAGUGCUACAUGACGGAUGUGAACAGCUGGCUGGUGACAUUCGGCUUCCAGCUCUACAACGUGAUCCCCGGCUAUCGCAAGCCAAACACGGACACCGUGGAGCCGUCCUACGAACUGGUCCGCACGCAGAUCAAGACGCAGGAGUGGGACAGCACCAAGUCGCUGCUGGGUGUUCAGUGUGAAGUUCAGAGGCAGCUCAAGGCCUUCGUGAAGCUGGAGCGCUUCGGCCAGAUCUACCACGCCAAGAGCGCCGGUUGCGCCCAGACCGAGGACAAGACGGUGUUCGCGUCAGUGGGGUCUAUCUUUGGGAAGGGCGUCAAGUUCGCCAUCCGGGACGGUCGCAUCAGCACGGACAUCGUCAGCCUGGCCAACGAGGACGGGCGUCGCACGGCGGCCGUGCUGAACGACGCCUUCUACCUGGAAGCGCUGCGCUACACCGUGGCCGGCGUGGACACUCACCACUUCGUCAAGCUGGGCUCGGCGGAGGGCGACCUGGGCCUCAUCGGCAUGGCGGUGGGCCGGCGCACGCUGGAGAACGGCGUCAACGUGACCGUGUCCCAGGUCAACGCCGUGCUCAACGGCCGGACCCGCCGCAUCACCGACAUCCGACUGCAGUACGGCGCGCUGAGCCUCAACACGCGCUACGGUAGCAGCUUGGACGAGGAGAAGGCGCGCGUGCUGGAGGCGGCGCGCCAGCGCGCGGUGGCGCAGGCGUGGGCCCGUGAGCGCCAAAGACUCCGCGACGGCGAGGAGGGUUCGCGCACCUGGACCGAGGGCGAGAAGCAGCAGCUGCUGGGCUCGGGGAAGGUGCAGGGAUAUGACGGCUUCUACGUGGUGUCGGCCGAGCAGUACCCCGAGCUGGCCGACAGCGUCAACAACGUCCACUUCAUGAGACAGAGCGAAAUGGGCCGCAGGUGACAUGAACGCGCCGCGUGGCGUGACAGACUCACGUGGACGACUGUGGACCUCUUGCCAAAGACACUUCGGUACGCCGCCAUUUUGGUAGUCUGUGUUUGCAGCUUGGUUUUGAAUAGAAAAUAUCACCAACAAAAUACAAAAACGAUGGGUUGCACUGAAUCUGUGUUGUCAUUCCUUCUUUCUAUUUUCAACACAAAAAACUAAGAAAAAUUGAAAAGUUGAAAAAACGAGCCAGAGGACUCAGUUUGAUUUUAAGAUUUAAUUUGUCGUGUUUCUGCAGUGGCGGGCCGUCUGUGGAGACUUAAUCAACUUAAUCCAUCUCCUAAUACCAAAUACGAUACAAAAUGGCAACAUAACAGCACACAGCUGUGCACAUCAUCUUAAAUAGUUCACAAUCAAUAUUUAUCUAAUAACGUGACAAAAAUAUUAAAUACAACACACUCACACAAAAUGUUCUUCAGUAAAUGUAUUAAUGCAGUGUGGUACGAGUUCCAAUAGUGGUACCCGUGCUCCCUCUUGUGGUAUGUGAAAGAAUGAUUGAAGAUAAUACAAAUAAAAUUUAGAACAUUGAAAAUGAAUUUCAAUUUAAAAAAUGACGCUUGUAGCUCCGCAUAUAGCCUGUUUAACCUUUAAUUUUUAAUCCAGUACAUUAGAGUUUUUACUUUUCAUACACAGUGGACUGACGCUAAUCGCGUGGGCUGGAGCGAGAAUCACCCCCCGCCCCCAUGAAAAAAAGAAGAAAAAAAGAAUGGAAAAAAAUUCAAAAUCUGCGAAUAGGUGAAUCCAUGGGUGCUGUACGGCGAGUAUGCGGGGGUCCACUGUACAGUACAUUUUUAGAAGUACAGUUCAGUUGUAUUUAACAUUUAAGUAGAAUAUUGAAUUUGCCUUUCAUCUUCAACUGUUUUUUGCCACAUUUUUUUGAAGUACAAUUUUUACUUAACUUAUGUGCAAUACAUUUGCAAUUGAAUCAAUUUUUUUUUUUUAUUUAAUUUGUCUAUAUUUAAUGUUCACAACAAUAAUAAAUAUAGUUUUUAGGAAUAAACCCCUUUUCUUGUUAUUUGAUGAACACUUAGGCCUACUACUUUACUGUACUUUAAUGUUGGACAUUAUCACAUUCACUGCCAUUGACGGUUUUAGAAGUCAAAUAUCCAUGUUAACUGGGAAGGCUGACAGUAAAUGAGUUAAGUUGGUACUUGGAGAGUUAAGUAUUUUUUUUAGUUGGAUGGAUGGAUGCAUUCAUGCAUGCGGCUAGCUAAAGACGUGUUUUGCUUGUCAAACUCGGCAUGCUCUGACCAACCAAUCAGAGGACGGCAAAAUGCUGACGUGAAAAAAUUUUUUUUUAAAUUUUAAAUCUGGUGAAAAAAACGGUGCCGUUGCUAAUAUAGUUUAAUUUACAACGACCAGCACUAAUGAUUCUGAAGGAUCAUCUGAUGUGUCGUGGUUAACAAGGUAAUGUAGCUUUACUUGCCAAACAUUCGAGUCACGUAAACCCGACCGACCAUUUUAAUAAUAAAAUCAAAUUCAGUCCUUUGGCCCAUUUUUCCAUGUUGUAGUUUUGAUCUCAGCCUGAAAUUCAAAUAUAUUGAAAAAAGGCUUUUUGUUGUUGUUGUUUUUUGUGCUAAGUUGACAAACAACAAAAUAAGUCACUUUUUAAUUUCUCACUUUCUUGUUUGCUAACUGAAGAUGGAAAGAAAGAAUGAUACAUGAAUUGCAUUGCACAGUUAGAAGAGUGCCCUUCUCCUUUUUCCGAGAUUCGCGAACAGUCUUCGCCCUCCAAGUGCGGCUGAUCGAGGAGCAAAACGACAUUUUUCGGACUUUGCCCCAUCGUAGCCGAGGGCCACUGGGAGCUGUUCUUCGGCUCAGAUUGUUAUGCCCCAACUUGCUCCAUUCUGCCUUUUCCUCAGCCAAGGAGAUUCCUUCUCUUUUAA